This is a messenger RNA of Centruroides sculpturatus (bark scorpion), 858 nucleotides long. RefSeq lists its product as uncharacterized. The transcript is spliced from 6 exons. Bases 73 to 858 code for a protein of 261 amino acids. The record is from RefSeq and is a predicted model, not a curated record. Lineage: Eukaryota; Metazoa; Arthropoda; Arachnida; Scorpiones; Buthidae.
UUUGUUCCGAGUUGACUCAUCUUCGUGGUUACUCCUGCUAUUCGACCAUAUUUUAACACCACGCAAACUUCUAUGGAUUUUUACGUUCUGUGGCUUGUUUUCGGAUUUACUUUUUGGACUUCAGUAUAUAGCAAUAUAUGCUUACCUCCUGUAAAACCUUUUGGAGGUUACUAUUCUCCAUCCAAAAUACAGUAUAAAGAAAAUGAAACAAUUUCGUAUUCUUGCUAUCACAGCUACUAUAAAUUUGGUAAAGAUAAAAGAAAAUGUUUACAAGAUGGAACAUGGGACAAUGAAGCAGCUUUUUGUGUGAAAAGCCUUUCGUUAGUAUAUAUUGAUUCUCAAAAAGUAGAGAGUAAUGGAAAUGUGUCAAAUUGCAGUAUAAACAAGACCACUUUUAGCCUAAGUUUUAAUUAUGACAGAAAAUAUAAAAGUGCAAUUUUCAGACUUCAUGUACUUGGAAAGAAACCAGGAGACCUUCAAAUAUUUGCUAACAACAGUAACUGCAAUUUUAACUUUGUUUUCUUCUCAAAUACAUCAUUCUUGGCUGAAUGCCAAUUACCUUUGUAUCGUCUACCAAAGAAGAAAUUAGCAGAAAUUGUUGUGGUUCACUUAUCUGAAAAUAUUCAAAUUUGCACAGUGCAAAUAUUUCCUGUUAUAGAUCCUGUAGAUUAUUCAUGUCCAUUACCAACAUUAAAGAAUGCAACUCUAUUAAGAUAUGAACCACCCAUGAAAACUGAAAUUGCAAUUUAUGGAACAGCAGCUAUUGUCCUUUGCAAUAAUUCCAUAUUAGAUCAACAGUCAGUCAUUUACUGUGGAGAAGAUAAUGCUUGGAUUGGAAGAACCUGUGAAUGUAUGUAA